AUGGAAAACCUAAUUUCUUUGGUGAACAAAAUCCAGAGGGCUUGCACUGCUUUAGGCGACCAUGGCGAAGCAAGUGCGUUACCCACUCUCUGGGACUCUCUCCCCGCAAUCGCUGUCGUCGGUGGCCAGAGCUCUGGAAAGUCCUCAGUACUUGAAAGUGUCGUUGGCAAGGAUUUCUUACCUCGUGGAUCAGGGAUCGUUACCCGGCGACCCCUUGUUUUGCAGCUUCACAAGAUUGACGAGGGUGGCAGAGAGUAUGCUGAAUUUCUUCACCUUCCAAGGAAGAGGUUCACCGAUUUCGCUGUUGUGAGAAAGGAAAUUCAAGAUGAAACCGAUAGAGAGACUGGACGAACAAAACAGAUUUCAAGUGUCCCCAUUCAUCUUAGUAUAUAUUCUCCUAAUGUCGUAAACUUGACACUCAUUGAUCUUCCUGGACUUACAAAAGUAGCUGUAGAGGGUCAACCUGAUAGCAUUGUCCAAGAUAUUGAGAAUAUGGUUCGCUCCUACAUUGAGAAGCCAAACUGUAUAAUUUUGGCAAUUACACCAGCCAAUCAAGAUCUUGCAACAUCCGAUGCAAUUAAAAUAUCCCGUGAAGUGGAUCCCACUGGAGAAAGAACAUUUGGAGUCUUGACAAAGAUUGAUCUUAUGGACAAGGGUACUGAUGCUGUUGAUAUGCUGGAAGGGAGAGCUUAUAGAUUAAAAUAUCCCUGGAUUGGUGUUGUCAAUAGAUCACAAGCAGAUAUUAACAAGAAUGUUGACAUGAUUGCUGCUAGACGUAGAGAACGCGAAUAUUUUUCUAAUACUCCUGAAUAUAAGCACCUUGCUCACAGAAUGGGUUCUGAACAUCUAGCAAAGAUGCUUUCAAAGCAUUUGGAGGCAGUAAUCAAGUCCAAAAUUCCUGGUAUUCAAUCUCUUAUUAGUAAGACAAUCGCUGAACUUGAAGCUGAACUGAGUCGUCUGGGAAAGCCUAUUGCAGCGGAUGAUGGGGGAAAGUUGUAUUCAAUCAUGGAAAUAUGCCGCUCAUUUGAUCAAAUAUUCAAAGAACAUCUUGACGGCGUGCGACCUGGAGGUGAUAAAAUUUAUAAUGUCUUUGACAAUCAGCUCCCUGCUGCUUUAAAAAGGCUGCAGUUUGAUAAGCAGCUUUCAAUGGAAAAUAUAAGGAAACGUAUCACAGAGGCUGAUGGGUAUCAACCUCAUCUAAUAGCUCCAGAACAAGGAUACCGACAUCUCAUUGAAUCUUCUCUAACUACUAUCAGGGGUCCAGCUGAGGCAGCUGUUGAUGCGGUGCAUUCCCUGUUAAAGGACCUCGUUCACAAAGCUAUUAGCGAGACUCUGGACUUGAAGCAAUAUCCUGGUCUACGUGUUGAGGUUGGAAAUGCAGCCGUUGAAUCACUAGAAACAAUGAGGGAGGAAAGCAGAAAAGCAACACUACAGCUAGUUGAUAUGGAAAGUGGCUAUUUGACGGUUGAUUUCUUCCGAAAGCUUCCUCAAGAUGUUGACAAGGGUGGCAAUCCCACACAUUCAAUUUUUGAUAGAUAUAACGAUUCAUAUCUUAGGCGAAUUGGAACCAAUGUUCUGUCUUAUGUCAAUAUGGUCUGCGCAAGUCUGCGGCAUUCAAUUCCCAAGUCAAUUGUCUAUUGUCAAGUGCGGGAAGCCAAACGAGGAUUACUCGAUCACUUCUUCACUGAACUAGGCAAAAUUGAGCCCAAGCGUCUGUCCUCAUUGCUGAAUGAGGAUCCUGCAAUAAUGGAAAGACGAAGUGCCCUUGCAAAGAGGCUUGAGUUAUACCGGAGUGCACAAGCUGAGAUCGAUGCAGUUGCAUGGUCUAAGUAG
Messenger RNA from Sphenostylis stenocarpa, 1833 nucleotides. NCBI's taxonomy places the organism in Eukaryota, Viridiplantae, Streptophyta, Magnoliopsida, Fabales, Fabaceae. The record is from the annotation of a GenBank genome assembly.